Messenger RNA from Moesziomyces aphidis, 3549 nucleotides. Lineage: Eukaryota; Fungi; Basidiomycota; Ustilaginomycetes; Ustilaginales; Ustilaginaceae. The record is from the annotation of a GenBank genome assembly.
AUGGCCAGCGCUCCUGCGAGACCACCUCGCUUCGGUAUCGACAACGCCAUGGAUUCCACAGGCAUGUACGCCAAUGACGCCAACUCUACCGCUUCCCACGGCUCUUCCAGCCGCUUCGCUCCCGCCGCGGGCACGCGCUCGACUCCCGCGCCCACGCCUACCGCCUUGGCCGACGUGCUAGCCCGAGCCGACGGAGACCACGUCGCGGCUCUCGACCAAGUCUUGGCCGAGCGUAACCAGUUCUGCCUCGACAAUGCCAAACUCUCGUCCGAGAACGUGCGCAUCUGGAAUCUCAUGGGCCGCAUCCGCAAGGAGAACGAAAGCCUCAAGGCAAGGUGUGUCGAGCUCGAACGCGCUUCUGCCGCCGCACCUGCUGCUAGGGGCUCGCCGCUGGGCUCCACCAACAGCGCCACGCCUGGAUCCCCAGCUGGCGGUCGCAGAAGGAUGCCCUACGGCCAAGAAAUCGAAAGGUCCAGCAGUCCGCUCAGCUCUCCACGUCACAUGCGACAAAACUCUCGAUCCGAGCUCGACCAGCGUCUCGCAUUGGCUGGCCAAACCACCAACUCGGCCACCUACCGAGCUCCUAAUGACAACGGCAACGGCGUCUCCAGCGCACCUUCCGCCCCUGCGCCCGAAUCGGCCAGCGUGCUGUCCGACACCAUUGGCUCCACCCACGCCUACGACAGCCCUGUCACCAGCGUAGACCAAGGCCCAUCGCGUAGCACCCAGCCCGUCGACACGGGCCUUGAUCGCAGCAUCCAUGCCAACGCGGACCAUCAGGCCUCCAUCAUGCAGCAGCGCGCCGCUGCACAGGCCCAGGCGCAGUCCAUGUCGCUCAAUCAAUGGGCUCAAGGUCCAGACACGCUCGCCGACUCGCUCGCCAGCCACGAGAGCGCCGACUUUGAAGCCGUCGAUCGCAGCUCUGCAUCCGGCACCGAUGAAAAUCCUCACUUGCACCAGUCGGCCACGCAUCCUCCAUCAUCCGCCCACGAUCGUCAUCGAACGCCGGUUCAGCAGCCUUAUGCCGCACCCUCGGGCAUUCCCGCAUCGCCGUAUCAUCCUUCGGUAGACAGAGCCGUCGAGCAGGAGCGUUCGCUGCUCGCCUCGGGUCCCAAUCGCAACCGAGCCGAGAUCACUCCGACCAUGAUCCCCUCCUCGGCCAGCUCGCGUUCGCUCGUCUCCAAGGUGGUAUCCGAGGACCGCCUCUCACGCGGCACAGGCUCUCGCAGGUCCAAGGACGACGUCAAGAAGCACCGUGUGCUUGCUCCCCGCCUGGACUCGUCGCUGUUGCGCGUCGCCAGCGUCAAGAUCCAGGGCACCAACUAUCGCUCCCCAGAUCGAGGCAAGGAAGCCAUCUCCUUCCUCAUCACCGUCGACAUUCUGCAUCCUCCGGCCUCCUGGGGCCUCAACAGCAUGGCCUCGGGCGAGCCCAGUCCGCCUACCUCGUGGACCAUCGAAAAGAGCUACAGCGACAUCAUCGGCCUCGACGCCAAGCUUCGCAGCAAGGUCGGAAAGAAGGCCUCGCAGCGUCUCGCUCCGUUACCCGACAAGGCCCUCUUCAAGGAUCACGCGCCCGCCAAGGUCGAUCAGCGCAAGGCCCUGCUCGAGAUCUACCUGCAGAGCCUCAUGGUGCUGGAGCUCCCCGAUAAGGACGAGGUGUGCACGUUCCUCUGCACGGACGUCGUGCCGAAUCGUCUGCGCGAUCCGCUCUCGACCAGCAAGGAGGGCUUCCUCACGAAGAAGGGCCAGAACCUCGGCAGGUGGGUCACGCGCUUCUACGUGCUCCGCAACUCGUUCCUCAGCUACUACGAGACGCGAGGCGGUGCGCAGAUCGGCAGCAUCAACAUCCGAGAUGCUCAGAUCGGUCGCCAACAGAAGAGCACGGCGAGCAGCGAGCAGGACGAGAACGCCUAUCGACACGCCUUUUUGAUCCUCGAGAAGCGCGAGGGCAUGCCCGACGAGCCAGCGCACAUUGCCCGCCACGUCCUCUGUGCCGAAAGCGACGAGGAGCGCGACGACUGGGUCGACGUGCUUGUGCGUGCCAUCGCCGAGCUCGACGGCGUGUCGAUGGACGACAUGCCCGCAUCGCCCACGCAAGCGAUGAGCCAGAUGUCCCUGUCGCAGCAGGCCACGACGCCAGGGCGCGAGGCUUUGGGGUCCAACGCGAGGUUCCCGGACUCGGCCUUUAGCCCAUCGGCUGACAAGGCUGGCAGGCAGUUUGGAGGCGACGCAGGCCAGGACGGCAGCCGCAGUGUAGCGGCGCGCAUGAACAGCGUCGACUCGUCCGCUACGGGCAAGCCGGUCGGCUCGACGCCUGGCUCGUCGCUGCCCCAGUCGGCAUCGUACCGCAGCUUCCACGAGCCGCGCUCGCCCGUGAGCUCGAGAGGCGCUGACCUGUACGAUGCCCCUGGCUCGCCCGGUCCGCGCAACGAGCCGCUCAACCGCGGCAAGACGUCGAUCAGCGGGCCCCUCAACGGCGCGCCCAUCCCAGCCGGCUACAAGUUUGGCGCCAAAGACGACAUGGGACCGGACAGUAAGAAGGACGACAAGAAGCGCUUCUGGCAGGGCUUCCGCGCCUUUGGCGGCAGCGACAAGCACAACCGCGAGCCCCGACCCGUGUUUGGCGUGCCGCUCGCCGAGUCGAUUGCGAUCUCGAGCAUCCACGAGGGCCUGGCGCUGCCGUCGGUGGUAUACCGCUGCAUCGAGUACCUCGAGAAGCGCAACGCCUUUAUGGAGGAGGGCAUCUAUCGGCUCUCGGGCUCGUCGGCGGUGAUCAAGAACCUCAAAGACCGCUUCAACAUGGAGGGCGACGUGGACCUGCUGACCGAGAACCAGUACUACGACCCGCAUGCCAUCGCCGGCUUGCUCAAGACCUUCCUGCGCGAGCUGCCGACGAGCGUGCUGACGCGCGAGCUGCACAUGGACUUUAUGCGCAUCAACGAGCUGCAGGACCGCGUCGAGCGGGUGAACGAGCUCGGCAGGCUGGUGUCGCAGCUGCCGUUGGCCAACUACUCGCUGCUGCGGACGCUCUGCAGCCACCUGAUCAAGAUCAUCGAGCACUCGGACGUCAACAAGAUGACGAUGCGCAACGUCGGCAUCGUGUUCAGCCCGACGCUGGCGAUCGGAGCGGGCAUCUUUGCGCUCUUCUUGACCGAGUUCGACAGCGUCUUUGAGACGGAUGCCAACGGCGAGCCGGCUCCGAGGAGGAUCGGCGAGGAGCAGGUGGAGGGGCAGCAGCAGCAGGAGGUGGAGCAUCAGACAGGACAGGUGCACGACGAGACGAGCGCGAGGAGCAAGAGGAACAGCGUUCAGUACCGCGAGAGCCAGGCGGACAAGCUGCUCGGCUUGGAGGGGAGGAGCCUCAGCCACCAGGCUGUAGACGAGGACAUGGAGGGAAUCGGCGAGGAAGCGUGGGCGGAGCAGCGCCGUGCAUCGGAGCCUGCGGAGAACGGACAGAUGCAGUACGAACAGGCGCCGCAGACCUACGGCCACCACCACGGCGGCGAGAUGCAUGGCCAGCACAACGCUCCGUCGGCCAUCAUGAGCUAA